GCAGACGGCCGCUUUUUUAAAAAAAACAGACAGUCUGACCCCCUCAUCAACAAGCCACUUCCUCUUUUGUCUAAUUUCAUGGCGAUCGGGAGAGAGGGAACACCACCGACGGACGCACACUGUCUCGGCACUCCUGAAAGAGUUUAUCUGGGUUUAAACUAAGUUGUCAACCUUCUUGGCACACAAGACGUUUCCAGGUGAUACUAGGCGGACGUCAUUAAAGAGCCCCCUCCAGCUCCCAGACUUGUUAUUCGCUGUCCCAGGUUAAGACUCCUUGGUCUAUGGCUCUGAUGGACAAAACCAAACACGUCAAGCGGCAGAGACUUGACCGCAUCUGUGAAGGUAUCCGACCCCCCAUCCUGAAUGGGCCGAUGCACCCUCGGCCCCUGGUGGCCCUGCUGGAUGGGCGCGACUGCACUGUGGAGAUGCCCAUCCUCAAAGACGUGGCGACCGUGGCUUUCUGCGACGCUCAGUCCACACAGGAGAUACAUGAGAAGGUGUUAAAUGAAGCUGUGGCUGCUCUGCUGUAUCACACUAUAACUUUAUCCAGAGACGACUUGGAAAAGUUCAAAGGCCUACGGGUUAUCGUCAGGAUCGGCUCGGGCUUUGACAACGUUGACGUCAAAGCAGCCGCUGAGCUCGGCAUCGCUGUCUGUAACGUGCCGGCAGCCUCGGUGGAAGAGACGGCCGACACGUCGCUAUGUCUGAUUCUCAACCUGUACAGGCGGGUCACCUGGAUGCACCAAGCCCUGAGGGAGGGAACCCGGGCCUCCAGCGUGGAGCAGAUCAGGGAGGUGGCUGGAGGCGCUGCUCGAAUCCGCGGUGAAACGUUGGGCAUCAUCGGCUUAGGACGUGUUGGCCAGGCUGUGGCCCUGAGGGCCAAGGCGUUUGGAUUUAGCGUAAUCUUUUAUGACCCAUACCUGCCUGACGGCGUCGAGCGCUCGCUGGGCCUCCAGCGAAUGGCUACGCUGCAGGACCUGCUCAUACACUCUGACUGCGUGUCCCUGCACUGCAGCCUCAACGAGCACAACCACCACCUCAUCAACGACUUCACCAUCAAACAGAUGCGUCAAGGAGCGUUCCUGGUGAACACGUCAAGAGGCGGGCUGGUGGACGAGAAAGCUCUGGCUCAAGCCCUGAAGGAGGGCCGGAUACGUGGAGCCGCCCUGGACGUGCAUGAGACAGAACCUUUCAGUUUUUCAACGGGCCCCCUGAAGGAUGCCCCCAACCUGAUCUGUACCCCUCACACAUCCUGGUACAGCGAGCAGGCUUCAGUUGAGGCUCGUGAAGAAGCAGCCAGAGAAGUGCGCCGGGCCAUCACUGGUCGUAUCCCUGACAGCCUGAAGAACUGUGUGAAUAAGGAGUAUCUGAUGGCCGCCUCCCAGUGGCCCACCAUGGAGGCAGCUACUGUUCACCCAGAGCUUAACGGAGCCGCCUACAGAUUCCCCCCAGGUCUGAUCAAUGUGGCAGCAGCAACGGGGGGCCUGCCAGCAGGCACAGGCGUGGAGAGCCUGGUUUCAGGAACCCUGGCGCACGGCAUCGCCCCCGUCACCCACCCCCCUCACGCCCCGUCCCCGGGGCAGCCCACUAAGGCUGAAGGCGACAGAGACCUCCCCUCCGACCAAUAGCCCCCUCUGCCAGCUCUGGCACAUUCCGUCAUCUCUGGAAACCAAACCCUCGUCGUCCCCGCCGGCCCCGUCCUCCGCCUCGCCUCGCCCCUUCAGGGUCAGACACAAAGCGACGCUCCGGUGCACGGGAAGCACCAGUCUGACCCAUCGGUCCUUCGUCUGAUCAGACAACCAGCCCAGGAGUGACCCAUCUACACCUAUCCAUCACCCCCCACAUCCCUCCAUCCUCAUCUCACGCACCGUCAGACAACACCCCUUCACCCCCCACAAUGUCAGCAAUAACUGUGUUCUCAAGGAUUCAAUUAUUGGAUUGGUUUUACUUCCUUAGCUGGCUGUUGUUUUAAUGGAAAGUUGAUCUUUUGUGGUUCUAGGUGUUGCUGUUUUGCUUUUUCCGACAUGAGGCUUUAGUCUGCUGCCUCCAGCAGGAACAGAACAGUCGAAGCUCCACUUUGUACAUUAAUGGCUCGUGUUACUACUCUCUUCUUCUUCUUCUGUUGUUGUUUUUUAGUUUUGAUUUCCUGGCCCCUAUCUGCUCGUAUUAUGACUGGGGGAAACUGCUUAUUACAGUAAGGCGGUCAGAAUCUAGCCACCCUCCAUCCCUUAAACCUCCUUGGCAUUAUUAGCUUGCUCAGCAGAGGGUUUAUAAUGCAGUCUGUGUGGAGCUCUCUUAACUGUGAAACUCUAUAGCGUUAAACCAUUUAAAGAAUGAAAUCCCCCUUUUAAGACUUUUCUCCCCUUAUUUGUUCAAAGGUUUUCUAGCAAGCAGCUAGAGACGGACCCAUUUGGUUUUGGUCCCCAAAAGAAACUCUAAAUCAAGCCAGCAGAGGGCGCCCUCUAUCUGGCCUCCCGGUAACAGAUCAUUGAUGCUACUUUAAGUGAUGCAACGUAACAAACACGGAGAAACUGACUUAAAAUUUGCUAAGAUUUCACCACCCUGCACAUCCUCAUCCUCUCGUAUCAUGGCUCUCCCAGCACACUCGCACACACCAGUUCGCAUCCACCAGUCCCUUCAGGUGUGACAGGACAGUAUGGGUCAGAUUUCCUGCAGGAGCAAACAGCGGCUAGCGUUCCUGCAUGCUUGCAUCUUCAAGACAGUGGUGUGCGUGUGUGUGUGUGUGAGAGUGAGGUGUUUCCUCCCUCACUCUUGUUGUUGUCGUUCCAAAGGAGUCGUCCCUUACAGUUAACUCUUAAAACGCUGUUGCCCUGGUGUGAAGGGAACACCUUUCUAGUACCUCAUUAACAGAUAUUGAAUGUACCGUGCAUACCCUUCUACUUUUUGUUUUGUUUUGUUCUGUUUUUGUACAGAUUUUCUAGAUGAAAUUGUAGCAGUCAUGACGAAAUUGAACGGAGAGAGAAAAAAAACGACAUAAAAGCCCAGUUGAAAUAAAUUUGAAAACUACUCAGGCGUCACUAACAACGUGCAUCUGUUUGCCUUUUUCACUCAGCUUAGCACAAUUGUCAGACUUCAUGCUUUUAAAAAGUGAUGUAAAAAUUAGCCGAUGAAGUGGAACAACUUGGACUAGGACAGUGGUAGUACAUACUUAAUGAGGUUUGACCCCCUUCUUCAUCAAGCUGCUGUCUCUAGUGCAUGUGAAGUCAUUUUUACGGGGGAAUCAGACUUCCCCUCCGCCCCCAACCCUGUCUCCCUCUCCAUCGAAGUGUUUCUCCUUCUUUUCUUCGGUCGUAGUCCGUUUCCAGUGAUGUACAGUUUGUCCCCCUCAGAGUCUAUGAGCAACAGGUGGCUCCUCUGUCGUGUGAUAAGUAUAUAUUUUUAAAUAAAAGAAAAACAAAAAACAAAAAGUAAUCCCCAUAGUUUGGAUUAUAAUCUUAAAAUCUCCUGUUGGUGAUGAUAUAUAUUUUCCAGUCCAGCGGUGCACUGUUGUUAAAACCGUUUUUGUUUUUAAAGGAUUAGCUCUCCGUGUUCGACAUGUUGUACUGAAACAUUUCAGAGAAAACGAGAUCCCCGCCUGCCCCCCGCCCCCCACCUACUCCUUUUU
This is a messenger RNA of Poecilia reticulata (guppy), 3625 nucleotides long. It is a transcript of the gene ctbp1l, whose product is annotated as C-terminal binding protein 1-like. Gene Ontology annotation, biological process: regulation of transcription by RNA polymerase II. Gene Ontology annotation, cellular component: nucleus. The record is from RefSeq and is a predicted model, not a curated record. NCBI's taxonomy places the organism in Eukaryota, Metazoa, Chordata, Actinopteri, Cyprinodontiformes, Poeciliidae. Gene Ontology annotation, molecular function: NAD binding; transcription coregulator binding; DNA-binding transcription factor binding.